This is a messenger RNA of Cryptomeria japonica (Japanese cedar), 1050 nucleotides long. Its product is annotated as cytochrome P450 750A1-like. The record is from RefSeq and is a predicted model, not a curated record. The coding region runs from base 1 to 1050 and encodes 349 amino acids. Lineage: Eukaryota; Viridiplantae; Streptophyta; Pinopsida; Cupressales; Cupressaceae. Gene Ontology annotation, molecular function: iron ion binding; heme binding; oxidoreductase activity, acting on paired donors, with incorporation or reduction of molecular oxygen. The transcript has 3 exons.
AUGGCUUCUAUGGGCUUUCCUGAUCCUUUGGACUCAAUAAAUACAAUAAGAGAGUGUGCUUAUGCUCCAGCAACAGCUACACUGUGUUCACUCAUAAUUUUCUUGUGGGUUUUGCGCAGAUUUAGUGUGAAAAGGAAGAAUACAUUGGGAUCGAGAUUGCCCCCAGGACCGUUUGCAUGGCCCAUUAUUGGAAAUCUGAACCAGCUGAAAAGGCUUCCUCAUCGCGAUCUUCAUGCACUUACUAAAAAGUAUGGGCCCAUCAUGAUGUUAAAAUUGGGUUAUGUUCCCACUGUUGUUGUUUCUUCUUCUGCCAUGGCAAAGGAUAUGGUGUUGGCUCCUUACGGGCCAUAUUGGAGGCACAUGAGGAAGCUGUACGUGGUAGAAUUGCUGAAUGCUAAAAGGAUCGAGUCUUUCAGUUGUGUACGAGAGGAAGAGAUGCUUCUCACUGUUCGUUCAGUGUGGGAGAUUUCUAGGCAGGGCAGUCAGAGUGACGCUCAAGUGGGUGGGAAUGGCGAAGAGAUAAAGAAGCUUACAGUAGAGGCGGCAGUUACAGUAGGAGCUGUCAAUAUCGGGGACUUCAUUCCUUACUUAGACUGGAUGGAUUUGCAAGGCGUGAAGCGGCGGUUGAAAAAAGUACACAAUUCGAUUGCCCAAGUGAUAAAAAAAAUAAUAGAGGAACACCAGCAGCGCAGGAUGAAAUUGCACAAGGAGCAGAAUGCUGCUACUAAAGGCCUCAUUGACGUGCUCUUAGAAAUGGAAAGCCUUGAUGGAAGGGCAAUCACACAGGAAAAUAUUGAAGCCAUCGUUUUUGAUAUGUUCAUAGCUGGAGUUGAAACGACGUCUACUACGUUAGAAUGGGCAAUGAGUGAGAUUCUUAGAAACCCUGGUGUGGCUAAGAAAAUGCAAGAGGAAAUAGAAUCAGUGGUCGGCAGAGAGAGGGCUGUAAGUGAGCGUGACAUAGGAAGCAUGGAGUACGUGCAGUGUGUGGUGAAUGAGACACUGAGGUUAUAUCCGGCGUUACCCUUGCUUCUUCCGGUUAUACUUUUGUAG